CCUUCCCCCGCACGGUUCUCUACGCUCGUCCUUCCCCCUUCCAAGCUCCACUACCAGGCUGGAGUCCCCGGCAGCACGGCGGGUAACACAACACACUGACAGCUGCGACUGACUCAACCGAGAGGGGGAAAGAUGGAGCGCAGAGACGCGGACUUCAACAUAAUGCUAGCGACUGAUUCAUACAAGGUAACACAUUACAAACAGUACCCCCCCAACACGAGUAAAGUGUACUCCUACUUUGAGUGCCGUGAGAAGAGGACAGAUCCCACCAAGAGUAGAAAAGUUAAAUAUGACAAAACUGUCUUCUACGGCCUACAGUACAUCCUCCACAAAUACCUAAAAGGAAAGGUGGUGACUCCAGAAAAGAUCCAGGAGGCGAAGGAGGUAUACAGAGAACACUUCCAGGAUGACGUCUUCAAUGAGAAGGGGUGGAAUUAUAUUUUGGAGAAAUACAAUGGACACCUGCCUAUUGAAAUAAAGGCAGUCCCAGAGGGGAGUGUCAUUCCUCGAGGCAAUGUUUUGUUCACAGUGGAGAGCACAGACCCUGAAUGCUACUGGCUCACCAACUGGGUGGAGACCAUUCUUGUUCAGAUUUGGUAUCCCAUCACUGUGGCGACCAACUCCAGAGAACAGAAGAAGAUCCUCGCCAAGUACCUCCUGGAGACCUCUGGAAACUUGGAAGGACUGGAGUAUAAACUGCAUGACUUUGGCUACAGAGGUGUCUCCUCACAAGAGACUGCAGGCAUUGGGGCCUCUGCCCAUCUGGUCAACUUCAAGGGCACAGACACGGUGGCCGGCAUCGGAGUCAUUAAGAAGUACUACGGCACCAAGGACCCUGUGCCGGGCUUCUCAGUGCCUGCUGCGGAGCAUAGCACCAUCACAGCAUGGGGGAAGGACCACGAAAAAGAUGCCUUUGAGCACAUCGUCAAGCAGUUCCCCAGCGUGCCCGUAUCCAUAGUCAGUGACAGCUACGACAUCUACAACGCCUGUGAGAAGAUCUGGGGGGAAGACCUGCGGGGGCUGAUAGAGACGCGCAGUGCGGACGCCCCGCUGGUUGUGCGACCGGACUCAGGAAACCCCCUCGAUACAGUUUUGAAGGUUUUGGAGAUCCUGGGUAAGAAGUUUAUCCCAGAGGAGAACUCUAAAGGUUUUAAGGUUCUCCCUCCUUACAUCAGAGUCAUACAAGGAGACGGAGUUGAUAUCAACACACUGCAAGAGAUAGUGGAGGGUAUGAAGGAGCACAGGUGGUCCAUUGAGAACAUUGCCUUUGGGUCCGGAGGGGCUCUGCUGCAAAAACUGACCAGAGAUCUGCUCAACUGCUCUUUCAAAUGCAGUUACGUGGUCACUAAUGGACUGGGGGUGAAUGUGUUCAAGGACCCGGUAGCAGACCCCAACAAAAGGUCAAAGAAAGGUCGCCUGUCUCUGCACCUGACGCAGAGCGGAGAGUUUGUCACGCUGGAGGAGGGCAAGGGUGACCUGGAGGAAUAUGGCGUGGACCUGCUGCACACAGUCUUUAAGAACGGGAAGAUUGUGAAGACGUACACAUUUGAUGAAGUCAGAGACAAUGCUAAGCUCAAAGAGAGUGAGCUUACAGAGCUGCUGCAGUGAACGCGGCACUACUGAACCCCCAUCCUCUACCCUAACCCCCCCCCCCAAAAAAAACCCCUCCUUACUUUAGCCCCUGACCUUUUGGCCUCCGAUGUCGCCCCAGAAAAUGGAGGUCACGUGCACAGCAAAUAGAUCCCACUCCCAAAGCCUGAGAAUCCCACCUGACUAAAAACCUGAGAACUCCCUUAAAAUUCCAAAAUUCACCUUCAGUUCCAAAGCACUGUUGUUGGUCCUCCAAUAGCGUGGAGAAAUCGGAAACUCCCAUGCCUCUGAUGAAUGCCGAACGCCCCAUGAGUGGGAUGGGGGCUAAAGAGAAAGAGAACAAAAUGAGUGAGAGGUGCAGUAAGUGACAGGUAUGGCAGAGAGGGAGCGAAGUUGCAAUUAUGAUGACAAACCGUUGGCUCACUUCCAUGUGCUGCUGCCCCAAAUUGAACUUGGGCAUGUUGCACUUAUAGGCUAGACAUGCUGCAGCGUAGGAAUGUAAUUGGCUGCUGAUAGGUGAUGUGUCUGCAGACUUUUCCAUGCCGUCACAAAGGCAAAUCCGACGAUUGUAGGUUUGUCAAUGGGUUUGUGGCGGCUUACGCGUGGAGUGAACGCCACGGUGAAUCAAAGCAAGAAAGAUGAUCACAAAAAGAGAAAUAAUGAAGCCACACCCACACCGAUGACCGUGCCCCACGUGUUGUGUACAGAACUGUUUAGAGUAAAAUAUGUGUUUGAAUCUACUUAGCUUUGUCUUUUACGUGAAGGAAGAAGACCAUUAUGGUAUAUAACGGUGCACCAAUAACACUUUCUGAUAACAAAGUUUUCUUGCUUUUAAUCAGCCUUUAUGGCGCAAAUUUACAGAAAGUAUCGAGCGCUCCGCCAAACAAAAUGUUAUUGGUGCAUCUCUGAAGGUGUAUAACUGGUCAUCUUCUUGCCAUUAUAUUGCCACAGAGCGUUCACCUCAAGAUGGCCCAAUCCACAGUCACAAUUCACAAAUACCGCUCACAGAGAGAAUUUAGCCACUCUAGUUGUUGUUGUUGUUGUUGUUUUAAUUUCAAAGAUAAUAUAAUGAUAACAAAUUAUAAAAUUAGGAAGAAUAAGGUCCCAAAUAAGCCCCAAUCCUUCGCAAUAGAAGAAGAAGAAGUAGUCAAGAGCUAACAUCAGAUUUGAGUGAAAGGUUUCGAAUUGGGUCAUCAUGAUUUUGAAUGCUCUCGAGACAAGUCUUUGCUGUAUAGGAGCUCAUGUAAAAAAACAAAACCCCCAAAAAAAAUAACCCACAGAAUUUGUCUUCACUGGAAUGAAGAUGAUCUGAUUAUGCUCUGAUGAAAGAUUACACAUGUGGUUCCUGGGCAGAAAUGUGUGUUAAAUGUUGGUUCUGAUGUGUGAGUGCUUGGAUGCGUGUGUUUGUGUGUGUGUGUGUGUGUGUGUGCUGAUGUUUUCUUCCUCUAAAGGGUUGUGUAGUAUUCCUAUAUGCAAACGCACUUGUUGAUCUUGGGUGGAUAGAGAACACUACUUUUACUUUGCCGGCCUUUUAUUCUGGAAGGAGAUGCAGCAUUGUGACGAACCGGCAUUGAUACAGUCGUGUUUUGUUUUUUGUUUUUUUUCCAUUGGGCAACCAAGAGGCAGACCAAGAUCAGAAAUACAUUUCUGACAGGCAUGUACUGGCCGUGCUUUGGCAGUUGGUGGUGCGCAGUUGCAGAUCAGCAAAUCGUUGCCCUUGGAAUCACUGCCUUAACUUCAACAGCCGUGUUUUUGGAAAAGCUUAAAUGUGUCCAGUGAUGGCUCAUCGUAGUCUCGUUUGGAUCCAUUGCCCAGGUAUAAAUGGCAUCUUGCUGAUUAUGCCUUUUGCGGUUAGUUAUCUUCCCAUUCGGAUCAUCUCAGUGGAGUGUCACUCUUGUUUGCAGGCGUGUUCAGUCACAUUGCUUGGUUGGCCCUUUCAGAGUGAAGGGAUUUGUCAUUUCGCAAGGCCCGGGAGGCUAGUUAAAGAGGAGUAACUGGUGACAUCACAGGAUGUAUAUUUUCAGGCCAAAGGCAGAGUAUUGUGGUCGAAAUUUUCAGUCAGAACUCUCAGUGCCAUGUUUGCUCCCACCUCAGUUUUGGCAAAAUAACAACAGUGUUUAGCCACCAGAAAAUCCCUGCAGCCAUUUUUUUCUGGAUGUUGGUACAAAAAGGACAGAGUGCAGGCAUCGUUGACUGGAGAAAUUUCAAUUCUGCUUGGGACUGGGUUACAUUUUAACUGGCUCUCGAGAUGCUCACACUAAGACUGAACAGACUGAACUAUCUCAACAGCUAUUUGGUGAAUUACCAUGAAAUCGUUUACAGACAUUUAUGGACCAUCACGAACUUUAAUGCGUCUAAUUAGUUUAUGACCAAAUGCCUGCGAAACUAAUGACCUUCCUAACCACCCGAACUCUGUUUUACCUCAGAGCUGCUAGCAUGACUGCAGACUGUCUUGUUGAGACAAAUCCAGGUGACACUUUGUCCUCUGUCUGCACCCAGACAUUCAGCCACCUCACAUUCAUAGCAUCUCACAUAGCCACAGUGUGCUAAAUAGUUGGCCCUGAGCAGCUUCACUGGUGCUAUUAGAGCUUCAGUGACCUUAUUGUCUCACAUGGACACUGACCCUGCUAGUUGUCUGUGAUUUUUAGGAAAGGCCUUGAAGAAACCUGUGGUGUCACCGACUCCCAUCUCUCACUUCUGACUCCGACCAGCCAGCACAAACAAGCUGGUAAACAACAUGCUGAGACAAUGUCACACAACUCUCUUGUUUUUUUUUUUUUUGUUUUUUUUUCAUAAUUUCCUUCUGUUUUUCCACCUGUUUUUUCUGUUAUAGGUCAGAUCAUUUAUCCAAUUGUUCCGGAGUAACGUCACAGUCGUCCUUUUCUUUUGUCCGAUGACGGGGUGCAUUUUAGUAAAACUUUGAUUUUACUCUUUUGAUACUGUCUCACCUCGGAGAAAUAUUGUUUUGUAUGACAAAGGAGAAAAAAAAAUUGCCAGAAAUAUUGCAGUAAAUAUCUUUAUUUCCAAACGAUGCGGCCAUACUGCCUUCUCACUUGUACAUACGAUGACUAUCUUAACUGAAAGCAGCGAGUGCAGGUUCGGGGGACGACCACAAUAGAUGAUAUUAUUAUUUUUGUCAGAACGUUUUUGUACCAAUAGAAUAUUGGAAUAUAAUAUCCAAAACGGCUUGACUGAAUUGGCAGUGUGACUGUUUUUGUGACUGACAAGCUUUUAGCUGGUGUGUGUGUGUGUGUGUGUGUGUGUGUUUGUUUGUGUUGUCCUGUGUGAAUGCCUUGGGUGUAAUGGAUGAAAAAGUGUUUGUGAAUAUUUUUUUUUUCUUUAUGUGAUUGUUGUUGUUGUUUUACUUGUAUGUAUAUGUUGGUUGUCCCAAAUUCUCUCCAAACACAACUGAUAUUUUAACUAACAUAACUUGCUAUAUUGUCAACAAUACAUUGAUUAAAGAUGCCACCCUGUCAGUUUCAAA
This is a messenger RNA of Scatophagus argus, 5074 nucleotides long. It is a transcript of the gene nampt1, whose product is annotated as nicotinamide phosphoribosyltransferase 1. Lineage: Eukaryota; Metazoa; Chordata; Actinopteri; Scatophagidae. Gene Ontology annotation, molecular function: nicotinamide phosphoribosyltransferase activity. Bases 133 to 1608 code for a protein of 491 amino acids. The record is from RefSeq and is a predicted model, not a curated record. Gene Ontology annotation, biological process: NAD+ biosynthetic process. The transcript is spliced from 11 exons.